Molecule: messenger RNA, 764 nt
Organism: Vicia villosa (hairy vetch)
Lineage: Eukaryota; Viridiplantae; Streptophyta; Magnoliopsida; Fabales; Fabaceae
Product: protein PLANT CADMIUM RESISTANCE 3-like
Exons: 4
Coding region: 106-618 (170 amino acids)
Source: RefSeq, a predicted model, not a curated record
AAUAUACCUAGUAAAUUAUUAUGCCAUAGCAUAACACAAACUCAACCAUAUCAUAUCAUCUAUCUCUCUAUUUUCCCAACUCUUAAACUCAACCAAUAAAUAGUUAUGAAUCCUCCAACUUCACAAUUACAUUAUGCACAGCCACCUUAUCCACCACCAGCCACCGGUAUCCCCGUGGGCCACCACCAUAAAAUCGACCCCCAAGAAUGGUCUACUGGUCUAUGUGACUGCUUCUCCGACCUCCAAACAUGUUGCAUAACGUAUUGGUGUCCGUGCAUCACCUUUGGUCGAAUUGCUGAGAUUGUUGACAAAGGAACAACUUCAUGUCUUGUGAGUGGAUCACUGUACACACUGAUAUGUUGUUUAACUGGUUGUGGAUGUUUAUACUCAUGUAUCUAUCGUAACAAGAUGAGACAACAAUACAUGCUCAAAGACAAACCUUGUUGUGAUUGCUUACUUCAUUGGUGUUGUGAAUCAUGUGCAUUGUGUCAAGAAUAUCGUGAGCUUCAAAACCGUGGAUUUGACAUGCAACUUGGGUGGGAUGGAAAUGUUGCGCAAGGAAGUAGAGGAGUGGUCAUGGCACCAACAGCUCCAAGAGUUGAAUUCAUGACUCGUUGAAGUUAUACGAUGCAUGUUUAUUCACAUACUUGAGUACCAUAAGAUUUUUUAAUUUCUGGAAUUAUUGUGAUGGUUAAUUUGAAUAAUUGUCUUUUAGCUUUGUGUAAUUGGCUAUUAAAUUAAUAAAGAAAUUAUUGUUUGGUUUA